GUUCUCUGUGCUUGAAAUAGUAGUAGGCCAGUAAUUUUGACGUUUGAUAAUGCACCGUGAAUAGUAAACAAUGGCAGAAGAAGAGCGGUAAAAAGUAAACAAAAGAAACAAUCUUUUGCCUAUGACCAAUUUGAGAUAGUUUUCACUGAUAUCGGAACAUCACUAUAUCUACCGAAGAAAUCUAUUUGUCGGACAAUCGACUUUUAAAAGCAUUAAAAUUGUACCAUUUUUUAUAUCGAAAUAUUUUCGACAUCCCUAUUUUCAAAUUGUUCUGUCUUACCAAUAUAUAAUCACACAUUCUACAAAACUAUUUUUUACCGACUAAGACUUGAAUUAUCAAUACGGCAGUGGUGAAAAGUUCAGAUGGAUUUAUCAAAUAUAUGCCGUGCCUGUUUGUCGCCGGAAGAUCGGGUGCAUCUGCUAGAUUGGUAUCAGCCUGUUGACUCUUUGGAUAUAUCAUACAAAGAGUGUUUUUGUAAAUGUACACAAAUUAAUUUAAGUUUGAAAGAUGAUCCAAAUGAACUCGAUGAUGCCCGGAUGCAAUAUCUAUGCCUUGAUUGUGCCCAAAAACUUAAAGACGUUUAUGAUUUUAUUGAAAAGGCGAGAAGGGCUGAUAAUGAAUUACGUUGCACACAAACGGAAAAAGUGAAGAUAGAAAGUAUAGCCAACACUUUUGAAUGGGUUCCAGUACAUGAAGAGCUAAUGGAAGUAACUAAGAUGCCAGAUACUGAUCACGUAGAGGAUAUAAAAGUAUCACCAGAAUGGAAUGAACAUUUUAUGGAUGAUGAUGAAACAUCUGCAUCAAAUGAUAUCGAACACGAAAUAAAUAUUGAUAAAAAACUUAGUACUGACACUACAACAACAACAAAGUUUCUAGUUGAAUCGGAUAAGGAUAUGCAGAGCGGCAAUAACUUAAAUGAAGCUGGGCUGGUCUUAUCGAAAAAAAGUAAACAACUCAAUCUUGCUCAUACAAGACCUAAAAACGUAAAGAAAACAAACAAAGUAAAAUCCGAGGUGAAAACAAAAAAGAAAGUCAAGGACAGGUCUGAGCCGGUGAAGUGUGAAGAAUGUGGGAAAAUAAUGAAGAGAAGCUCAUUAAAAAAACUUAAGCAACGUCAUGAACCAAAAACUUUUCUUUGUCAGGCCUGCCCAAAAACAUUUAAGGAGUCAUGUGCCCUAAAAAAUCAUGAGCUCUGUCACAAUGAGAAUCGGGAAAGAUUUCCGUGCGACAUCUGUAACCAAAGCUUUUUAACUCCGUAUACAUACAAAAAACACAGGCUAACAGGUGAAAAAUUAUUUCUUCAUAAAAAUGGUCUAACAAUCCACGAGCUCCAUCACAAGGGAGCUACGAUACUGAAUGCAUUUAAGCAGAAAAAAUUAUGGAUGCAACCCGCCAGAGAGUGGGCAUCAACCGAGGUGAGCACCCGGGUACAGCAGAGACCGCCUAACAACAACAACAAGGUGGCCAACUUAAAGGCGAUCGACCACCUUACAACAACAUUAAGACGGCGAAAUUAAAGGCGGCCACACCGCCUAACACAAACAACACGGAAGCCACAACAGCAGCGACCACCUAACAACAACAAAAAGGCGGCCAACUUAAAGGCGACCUACCGCCUAACAACAACAACAAGGCGGCCACAACAGCAGCGAACGCCUAACAACGACAACAACAAGGCGUCCCCAACAGCAGCGACCGCCUAACAAGAACAACAAGGCGGAGAAAUUAAAGGCGGCCUCACCGCCUAACAACAAGAACAAGGCGGCCACAACAGCAGCGACCGCCUAACAACAACAACAAGGCGUCGAAAUUAAAGGCGGCCACACUGCCUAUUAACAACAACACACCAGCAGCAAGGAAAUAGAUGUAAGAAAUAGGAUUAAUUUAGUCGUAAGAAAAAUGAAUUUUUGUCAAUAAACUUAUAAUAGGGGUCUUCAUCUAAAGCGAUAAAGGGAUAAAUUGCUUAAAUUUAUCAGUUUAUCCGUCUUCUUUCAUGAAUGCACCUUCGUAAAUAAUUGCAUAAAACUAUUUAUUAUUUAACUUACAUAUAUGGCUAGUUACGUUUCAUUCUUACCUCGUAAGUUGUGUUCAUUUGCUUUUAUGUGUUCGUAGCAAAAGCGACUACCUGGCAACCUGUAAGGCUUGAAUUUGGCUGAAAUUUAUACAUUUAUCCACCAAAGUCGUUUGAGAAAGUGAUAAACUUUGGUUAAAUAGAUUUCCAUACAA
Messenger RNA from Rhagoletis pomonella (apple maggot), 2227 nucleotides. RefSeq names its product zinc finger protein 91-like. Gene Ontology annotation, cellular component: nucleus. The transcript has 6 exons. The coding region runs from base 364 to 1518 and encodes 384 amino acids. Gene Ontology annotation, molecular function: zinc ion binding. The record is from RefSeq and is a predicted model, not a curated record. NCBI's taxonomy places the organism in Eukaryota, Metazoa, Arthropoda, Insecta, Diptera, Tephritidae.